Molecule: messenger RNA, 1242 nt
Organism: Euleptes europaea (tarantolino)
Lineage: Eukaryota; Metazoa; Chordata; Lepidosauria; Squamata; Sphaerodactylidae
Gene: RAB21
Product: RAB21, member RAS oncogene family
Exons: 8
Coding region: 1-684 (227 amino acids)
Biological process (GO): Rab protein signal transduction
Molecular function (GO): GTPase activity; GTP binding
Source: RefSeq, a predicted model, not a curated record
AUGGCGGCGGCGGCGACUUCUGGCGCAGGAGGCGGCGGCGGCGGCCCGGCCGGGCGAAACUUCUCCUUCAAGGUGGUCCUGCUCGGCGAGGGCUGCGUGGGCAAGACGUCGCUGGUCCUCCGCUACUGCGAGAACAAGUUCAAUGACAAGCACAUCACCACCCUGCAGGCAUCUUUUCUAACAAAGAAACUAAAUAUUGGAGGAAAGAGAGUCAACCUUGCAAUAUGGGAUACAGCAGGUCAAGAAAGGUUUCAUGCACUUGGUCCCAUUUACUACAGAGACUCUAAUGGAGCUAUUUUAGUAUAUGAUAUAACAGAUGAAGACUCCUUUCAGAAGGUAAAAAACUGGGUCAAGGAAUUAAGAAAAAUGUUGGGAAAUGAAAUUUGUCUAUGCAUAGUUGGUAACAAAAUAGAUUUGGACAAAGAAAGACAUGUCUCUAUUCAAGAAGCAGAAACGUAUGCAGAAUCAGUGGGAGCAAAACACUAUCACACGUCAGCCAAACAGAACAAAGGAAUAGAAGAACUCUUUCUUGACCUCUGUAAAAGAAUGAUAGAAACCGCACAGGUUGAUGAGAGAGCACGAGGCAAUGGAUCCAGUCAGUCAGGACCUACAAGGCGGGGAGUACAGAUCAUUGAUGACGAGCCACCAGUUCAGAGCAGUGGCAGUUGCUGCUCAUCUGGAUAAUUGUAUAAGACUGUGCAUCAUGCCCCCUAGUGAAUCAGAAUUAACAGUAUUUAAAAUCAUUUGUAACAAUUCAAAAAAGAAAAACAUUAAGUGCUAAGCUAGUGGAAUAUGUGACCAGAGAAUUGGCAUUUUCUACAGUGGUUAACAAAACAAACCAAUGGCCUUUUUACAUGUUUCUUUAAUAAUGAAUAAUACUGCAUGUGGGAAAGACUUAAGGCUUCAUUUAUAUUUUAAAUGAGAUCAUUAUUUAAUAACUUAUGUACACUAUUGGAAUGAGACAUCUUUUGCAGCCCUUUGUAUUUUGUGGUAGAUUGAAUUGUAUCAUUUCAAAAUUGCAAAUUCUUUUUAAUUAGCAGAUACCCAAGUACUAUUUUUGCAGGGUUGGCAUCAACCUAUAACUGUCUACUUUGAUAUACUCAUCCUGUACUCCAUGCUGGUAAAAUAAAUUGUAAAUUACAUAUUAAAUAUUUUAUCUGCUUUUACAAGUGCAGGUGCAGAAAUAUGUACAUUAGUCUUGUUGGUGAUUGUGAAGUGAAUAACAGUUGGUGAAAAGAUACA